AUGGCCGCCCCGCUGCCCGGUGUGCCGCGCGGCGCAGGGCGGGCGGCGGAGCCCGCGGGCGGCGGCCCCCGCGGCGCGGCGGCCUCCCCCUGCCCGCUUCCCGAGCCCCCCGGGGGGGACCCGCCGUCCUCGCCCCCCGACAGGAGAAAAAAGAAAGAUGACAAUAUGUUGGAGAUCCCAUCAAUUCCAAAUCCUUUUCCCGAGCUGUGUUGCUCUCCGUUUGCAUCAGUUUUGUCAGCCAGUCUGUUGCCCAAGGCAACUUCAAGAAAAAAGCAGGUAAUUAAAGUGUAUAGUGAAGAUGAUACUAGCAGAGCUUUGGAAGUACCAAGUGAUAUAACAGCCAGGGAUGUAUGUCAGCUGUUGAUAUUGAAGAACCACUAUAUUGAUGACCACAGCUGGACUCUGUUUGAACAACUUAACCACACAGGUUUAGGAAGAGCUAUAGAGGACCAUGAAUUAGUGAUGGAAGUCCAGUCAAAUUGGGUAAUGGAAGAGGAAAACAAACUGUAUUUUAGAAAAAAUUAUGCCAAGUAUGAAUUUUUUAAAAAUCCACUGAGCUUUUUUCCAGAUCAUAUGAUAUCUUUUCCAAGUGAGACCAAUGCAGCUGUAAGCCACUCUGGGAUAUUACAGAUGUUCCUAAGCUCCAGUACAUAUCCUGAGAUUCACGGUUAUUUGCAUGCAAAGGAGCAGGGAAAAAAAUCAUGGAAAAAAUUGUACUUUCUUUUGAGAAGAUCUGGCUUUUAUUUUUCCACUAAAGGUACAUCUAAGGAGCCAAGGCAUCUGCAGUUUUUCUGUGAAUUCAACAAUAGUGAUAUGUACAUGUCCUUGACAGGCAAAAAGAUUUCUGGAGCACCAACAAACUAUGGAUUCUGCUUUAAGCCUAACAAAUCAGGAGGAACCAGAGACCUGAAACAGCUCUGUGCAGAUGAUGAACAAAGUAGGACCUGUUGGAUGACAGCAAUUAGGUUGCUUAAGUACGGGAUGCAGCUGUAUCAGAAUUACAUGCAACCAUAUCACGGUAGAAGUGGCUGCAGCCCUUUGAAUAUAACAACUAUGAGAAGCAUUUCAGAAAAUUCUUUAGUAGCAAUGGAUUUCUCAGGACACAGAAGCAGAAUUAUAGAAAACCCAACAGAAGCCCUUACAGUUGCAGUUGAAGAAGGAUUAGCAUGGCGGAGGAGAGGGUGUCUACGACUCAACUCACAUGGUAGUCCUAUUGCCAUGUCUAACAUGGCUAUACACAGAUCUCAGUCAUGGUUUCAUCAUAAAAUCUCUAGAGAAGAGGCUCAGAGACUUAUUUUGCAGCAUGGACUUGUAGAUGGGGUAUUCCUGGUACGUGAUAGCCAAAGUAACCCCAAAACAUUUGUAUUGUCAUUGAGUCAUGGAUUAAAAAUAAAGCAUUUUCAAAUUGUACCAUUGGAAGAUGAUGGGAAGCUAUUCUAUACCCUUGAUGAUGGUCAUACCAGAUUUACUGAUCUCAUCCAGCUAGUGGAAUUCUACCAACUUAAUAAAGGAGUACUGCCUUGCAAGUUAAAACACUAUUGUGCACGAAUUGCUCUUUAA
Messenger RNA from Gavia stellata (red-throated loon), 1560 nucleotides. RefSeq names its product growth factor receptor bound protein 14 (gene GRB14). The transcript is spliced from 14 exons. The record is from RefSeq and is a predicted model, not a curated record. Gene Ontology annotation, cellular component: cytoplasm; plasma membrane. Gene Ontology annotation, biological process: insulin receptor signaling pathway; negative regulation of insulin receptor signaling pathway. Lineage: Eukaryota; Metazoa; Chordata; Aves; Gaviiformes; Gaviidae. Bases 1 to 1560 code for a protein of 519 amino acids.